ACAUACUGCAUCGUCAUCUAAUCAGUUUCUUCCUUCUUACCUUGCUCUCUUGUUCUCUCUUCUUGCAGUAUUAUUUGUUUCUUAAGGCAAUAUGGCUUUGUCUACUUCUGCUAUUGGAUUUGAAGGCUACGAAAAGAGGCUCGAGAUUUCCUUUUUUGAGCCUGGUGUGUUUGCUUACUCCAAUUGGACGGACUUCUGUUCUUCAUCCAAAUCACAAUUGAAUGAGAUUCUGGAACCUGCUCAAUGCACAGUUGUUUCUUCACUGUCUAGUGAUUAUGUCGAUUCAUCUGUCCUUUCAGAAUCAAGCAUCUUUGUGUAUCCUUAUAAGAUUAGUAUCAAGACUUGUGGGACUACAAAAUUGCUUCUUUCAAUCCCUGUCAUCCUUAAGUUGGCUAGUAACCUUUCACUCUUUGUAUGGUCUGUUUGUUACACUCGCGGGAGCUUCAUAUUUCCUGGGGCUUAGCCAUUUCCCCAUCGCAGUUUCUCUGAGGAAGUAGUGAUCCUUGAUGGCUUCUUUGGCAACCUUGGUUCUGGCAGCACAGCAUGUGUGAUGGGAAGUCCUGUUAAUUCAAAGAAAUGGUAUAUUUAUUCAGCUUCUGCGGAAAACAGGAGUAAAUCUGAUGCUGUUUACACUCUGGAAAUGUGUAUGACUGGACUGGACAAAAAGAGGGCAUCUGUCUUCUAUAAAACACAUGCAAGUUCGGCAAAUGUGAUGACUGAAGAUUCUGGUAUCAGGAAGAUUCUUCUGCAGUCUGAGAUAUGUGCUUUUGAGUUUGAUGCUUGUGGUUACUCCAUGAAUUCAGUUGAAAGGGGUGCAAUUUCAACGAUUCAUGUUACACAAGAAGAUGGUUUCAGUUAUGCUAGUUUUGAGGCAGCAGGUUAUGAUUUUAAAAUGGUGAAUUUGGCUCAACUGGUUGAGAGGGUUUUGGCUUGCUUCAAGCCAACUGAGUUCUCUAUAGCAUUACAUGCUGACAAUGUUUGGGAUGAACUUGAAUAUAGGAUCCCACUUGACUUGAAUGGAUACUUCUGCAAAGAAAGAAGCUUUGCAAUGCUUGGCAAUGAUGGUUUUGUCACUUUCCACCCCUUUGUUAGGGCCGCUGAAGUCUCUGUUUCUCCCAAGUCCAUCCUGAAAUACUGCUGGAGUGACGAUGAGAAAGAGGAGAAAAUCCUACAGCAUGGGUAUGUUCCAUGCCUACUCAGUGCUCUUUAGGUUUGAACCCCAACAUCGCUGGGUUGAAUGAUACGACUCUGAACCAUGGAGAAAAAUGGAGCUUUCCUGUACUGCCGAAGUGGUCACUAGAGGAUAAGGGGCAAAAGGUACCCGUUUGCCCCUUAACUUUUUGACUUUUAGGGUUUUUACCCUCCAUAUUACAAUAUAUGGAUUUUUACCCUCAACGUUUUCGAGUUGAGGAAAUGAGGCAAAAUUUAAUGCCGGAACGUCACGUGUAGCAUGUGCACCGUUGGCUUCCGUCAAGUAUACGCAUGUCAGUGCCAACUCAGAAUUUUUUGACAACCUGGCAUGCCAACUUGGAACCCCACGAGAAGGAAGUCUACUUGCUGCCAAUUUUUUCGUGGGCCCCAUUGCUGACUAAAGGUUUUUAAAAAAA
Messenger RNA from Rubroshorea leprosula, 1607 nucleotides. The record is from the annotation of a GenBank genome assembly. Lineage: Eukaryota; Viridiplantae; Streptophyta; Magnoliopsida; Malvales; Dipterocarpaceae.